This is a messenger RNA of Nematostella vectensis (starlet sea anemone), 1320 nucleotides long. RefSeq names its product thiosulfate:glutathione sulfurtransferase. The transcript is spliced from 3 exons. Bases 100 to 633 code for a protein of 177 amino acids. Gene Ontology annotation, cellular component: mitochondrion. NCBI's taxonomy places the organism in Eukaryota, Metazoa, Cnidaria, Anthozoa, Actiniaria, Edwardsiidae. The record is from RefSeq and is a predicted model, not a curated record. Gene Ontology annotation, molecular function: thiosulfate-cyanide sulfurtransferase activity.
UAUAUAAUUAGGCAAAGCGCCUGUCACGUAAAUCAUCACAAGUGCUAAGGAACGACAUCCCGUUCUAUCAUUUUGUGCGAUUUUUCUGAGUCUUUUAAAAUGGCGUCUUUACGGAUCCGACCUGUGCUUAGCCUUUCCCCACGAGUCGUCACAGGCGUUCGUGCCGUUUUCUUACGACAAGCUCCAGUUAUCAAUCGAAAUCUGCUUGCAUUUUACGCAAGUCAAGAACAACAAGACAAAAAUUCUAAGAGACCUUGUUACGAUGAAAAUGGCGGUGAAGUGACGUUAACGUGUUUAAAGGAACUUCUUUCGAAGGCAGAUAUUCAGCUUUUCGAUGUUCGAAACCCCGAGGAAUUACUCGAAACUGGCCAAAUACCUGGAGCAGUUAAUAUCCCUCUUUCAGACAUCACUGCAGCAUUUAGUUUGCCUCCUGCAAUUUUCGAACAGAUCUACGAUGUUCCAAUGCCAAGCAAAACAGACAACAACAUUGUAUUUCACUGUAGAACUGGUGUAAGGGCCCAGAAUGCCAUAGACACCCUGAAAAACCUUGGUUUCAAAGGGACACAUAAUUACACCGGAGGGUGGGUAGAAUGGCAAGAAGCAAUGAAGAAAGACACAGAGUCAAAUUCCUGACUCAGGAUUAUUAGUUUAUUGAUCUAAGAUUUUUCUACCUUCUUCAUGCAUGGAUAUCCACACCUCUGCCUAAUCCUUUAAAAUUAAGGUGUUAUUUGAAGUGUUUGUGUGGGUUGAUUUAAUGUAAUGAGAAUUAUAUUUUAAAUUCUAUAUUUAUAUAAUAUUAUUUGACAAUCUUCAAUAAUCAAAUAACUCACUUUUUGGUGGUCAGGGAAAGUACACAGCCUGCUCCUUUGCUACACACCUGAUGUGCCUGUAGUUUAUUUAUUUUAUCAUUUUCUAUUUUUGGUAGCUGUAGGCCUCUGUUAUUUAUGUAUACAGAAAACAUAUAUUUUAAUGUACAAAAAAACAUGCAAACUACCGCUUCAUCCCUAGAAGCUCGUUUCGUGGUUGCUCACUCAUAGAUGAAAGCAGGCCAAUAGCCAGAAUUUUGACUUGGGUGGGGGGUUCGUUUACCCAUUUAGCAGACCAUUUCCUCUUAGAUAGAGCUCUUCCUAGUACUCGUAGUGGUAUUCAAUUUUUCUUUAUUAGAGCGAACCUUCCAGUCUUCUAGGGGGGGGGGGGGGGGUCUUGUUCUUGUUCCCACUUGGCUAUGGAAAUGGAAAUAUUAUAUAUAUAGAUAAAUUAUAUAUAUCACUACUGUAAAUAAUUUUUAAAGCACUAAAUAAAGUAUGUAGUUGCUGUCUA